UCCGAGCCGCCAGCAUCGAUCACCCGUGUUCUCUCCUAAUAUACAGAGUAUUUAAUUUUCGAUCGGGGAACGCCCGCUGCGACGCGUCGCAUCCUCUUUCCGUUAACUUCCACUUUCUUCCCGCGUUUCUCGAAAAAGUUUCAUCGAAGCGUGUACCGCGCGACCGAUUAUCUGCGCGCGAACCACAGAUGCUAGUCGGUAUACCGGAUCUCCGAAAGCUUCAAGCAAACAGUCGAUCGACUCGUGUGAAAAAUGCGACCCUGGGAAAGGCUGGUGUGCGGCGUGUUCGUCCUGGUGAUGUCGAUAGUGAACGGCACUCCCGAUUUUUCGGGGUUGUCCACUAAUCCGUACUGCGCCGACAAAUAUCCGUCGCGUCAAUGUUGUCCGGGUCGUCAGGAUGAGUGCAGCGCUCCGAUUCUCGACACUCUGUGUUACUGCGACGACUUCUGCGACCAACACAGGGAGGAGGACUGCUGUCCGGAUUACUGGAGCCACUGCAAAGGGAUCGAAACGAAUGUCACGUUACAGCCGCAAGAGAUAAGACGAUGCUACCAUCAGGGCAAACCUUACUCCCAUGGACAAACGUUUAAGAUCAAUUGUAACACGUGCAAGUGUACAGGCAACCAAGUACUAUGCGAACGGAAUAGAUGCCUACAAGAGCCAAAACUAAUCGAGGAAAUCAACUGGAACAGUGUGUCGAUCAGCUGGAGAGCACGAAAUUACUCCGAGUUUUCGGGUAGAACGUUGAAGGAAGGUGUACAACUUCGGCUAGGUACUUUGAAUCCGUCGCGGUCGGUUUACAGGAUGAACUCGGUGCGGCGAAUUUACGAUCCGGCGGCGCUACCACAAGAGUUCGACGCGAGGACUCGAUGGCCUCGAGAGAUUUCCGGCGUGGAGGAUCAAGGUUGGUGCGGCGCAUCCUGGGCCAUUUCCACCGCACACCUCGCCUCCGAUAGGUUCGCCGUGAUGAGCAAGGGCACGGAUGCCGUGCUCCUCAGUGCGCAACACUUACUCUCCUGUAACAACAGAGGACAACAAGGCUGCAACGGUGGCUACUUGGACAGAGCAUGGCUCUAUAUGCGAAAAUUCGGUCUCGUUGACGAGAACUGUUAUCCGUGGAAAGGCUCGGACGAGCAGUGCAAGUUUCGCAAGAGGACAGACCUGGAAACUGCCGGAUGUCCCCCUCCGGCGAAUCCGCUUCGGACCGAGUUGUACAAGGUCGGGCCGGCUUAUCGGCUGGGCAACGAGACUGACAUCAUGCAAGAGAUCCUAACCUCCGGACCUGUACAAGCCACCAUGCGGGUCUAUCAAGACUUCUUCUCGUACGAAUCGGGAGUGUACAGACACACGCCAACAGUCCAGGCCUACGACUCUGGUUACCAUUCCAUUAGGAUUAUCGGAUGGGGAGAAGAUUUGUCAACCGGCUCUCCGAUCAAAUACUGGUUGGUCGUUAACUCCUGGGGUGAGCAAUGGGGCGAGAACGGCCUCUUCCGAAUCCAAAGGGGGACGAACGAGUGCGAGAUCGAGUCGUUCGUGCUCGGGAUCUGGGCAAAAACCGUCUAAUUUUGAAUUGCCGCCAGAUCCUUCAAUUUUCCUCCCUUACCGGCUUCUUCCGAGACGGCGAUUAAAUUCUCGUUG
Molecule: messenger RNA, 1638 nt
Organism: Habropoda laboriosa
Lineage: Eukaryota; Metazoa; Arthropoda; Insecta; Hymenoptera; Apidae
Exons: 9
Coding region: 253-1563 (436 amino acids)
Biological process (GO): proteolysis
Cellular component (GO): lysosome
Molecular function (GO): cysteine-type peptidase activity
Source: RefSeq, a predicted model, not a curated record